Solanum pennellii is the source of this 711-nucleotide messenger RNA. RefSeq lists its product as uncharacterized. Lineage: Eukaryota; Viridiplantae; Streptophyta; Magnoliopsida; Solanales; Solanaceae. The transcript is spliced from 3 exons. The record is from RefSeq and is a predicted model, not a curated record. Bases 1 to 711 code for a protein of 236 amino acids.
AUGCAGGCCCAGGCUAUGACUGCCCAAGUCAACCGGCAGGAUGUUCAGAGGGAAAACCCACCGGUUCGCAGCAUGGCUGACAGACUGCGAGAUUUCACGAGGAUGAAUCCUCCAAUUUUCACAGGGGCUAAGACUUCAGAAGAUCCUCAGGAAUUUAUAGACGAGUUGCAGAAGAUCCUGGUGGCCAUGGGGGCCACUGAUCUUGAAAAGGCUGAGCUGGCUUCCUACCAGCUCAAGGAUGUUGCACAGACUUGGUGCAAAAUGUGGCGAGAUAGCCGUGUCCUAGGAGGGGUGCCAGUCACCUGGGAGCUGUUCAAGACAGCAUUUUUGGAAAGGUACUUCCCUAGGGAGAUGAAGGAGGCAAAGGUUGAGGAGUUCAUCAACCUUAAACAAGGAUCUAUGACGGUCAUGGAGUAUUCUCUGAAGUUUGUGAAGCUAUCAAGGUUCCUCACAAGAAUCAAUGGAGACUUGGACGAGGAGUGUCGAUCUGCGAUGCUUCAUGAUAAUAUGGACCUUUCUAGGUUAAUGGUACAUGUCCAGCAGGUAGAGGACAGCCGAAAGAGGAGAGGUGUACGUGAUAUUAGGAGGCCUAGGACUCAAGAUCAGGCAGGUGUAGAAGUGGACCCCGGAAAGACUGAAGCUGUUAAGAACUGGUUAAAGCCUCUUACUCCCACCGAUAUCCGUAGCUUUCUGGGAUUGGCUGGUUACUAG